This is a messenger RNA of Stylophora pistillata, 887 nucleotides long. RefSeq lists its product as uncharacterized. Gene Ontology annotation, molecular function: structural constituent of ribosome. Gene Ontology annotation, biological process: translation. The record is from RefSeq and is a predicted model, not a curated record. NCBI's taxonomy places the organism in Eukaryota, Metazoa, Cnidaria, Anthozoa, Scleractinia, Pocilloporidae. Gene Ontology annotation, cellular component: mitochondrial large ribosomal subunit.
AACAACAUGGCGGCCAACAUGGCGAUUUGUCAUAUCAAGAAGAAUCUUACAGCUUUGAGGCAGUAUCCUCGCGUCGCUUUGAACAACAUCAGAGAUUUACCUGAAGCAUUCAAAGCGCAACACCGCAAAGGACGUGGUAGAGGAUCUGGACGUGGGAAGACUUCUGGGCGUGGUCACAAAGGACAGGGUCAAAGAAACACAAAACCUAGGCUUGGAUUUGAAGGAGGACAAACACCUUUCUAUCUUCGUGUCCCAAAGCAUGGCUUCAAAAACAUAUACAAAAUGCACUAUAGACCUCUGAACCUAAACCGGCUUCAGUUUUUCAUCGACAGUGGGCGUCUAAACCCCAAUGCACCCAUCACCAUGUAUCAUCUUUGGAGAUCAGGAGCUCUUGGAGGAAGAGUAAAGGAUGGUGUUGUAUUGUUGGGAGGGGGUACAACUUGGUUCCAGGCUAAAGUUGAUAUCGAAGUAACCAAAGCAUCAAAAACUGCAAUAAAAGCCAUUGAACGACAGGGUGGAAAAAUCACUUGUGCUUAUUACAACAAACUUGGCCUUCGUUUGUUACUUAAGCCAGAAAAGUUUGAAGGGAAAAGGAUUCCAAGAAGAGCUCGUCCUAACACAAAGUUAAUGGAGUAUUACACAAGUGUUGAGAAUAGAGGAUAUUUAGCAGAUCCUGAUGAACUUGAAAAGGCUAGGCAACUUACUUACCAACUUGAAAAUGAAGUGGAUUGACAAAUAAUAUUUACUUGUAGUGUGGUGUAACGGGGGUAGUAAACGACGUUUAUGAUAUCAAAUAAUGUAAAUAAUGAAUAUAGGGAGUUCUUUAACACGUCUCCCAUAUGGCCCAUAAGUGCUUUACAAUAAAAUAUUGGUUUUUAACUUCCCUA